This is a messenger RNA of Ficedula albicollis (Collared flycatcher), 1533 nucleotides long. RefSeq names its product RasGEF domain family member 1B (gene RASGEF1B). The coding region runs from base 103 to 1533 and encodes 476 amino acids. NCBI's taxonomy places the organism in Eukaryota, Metazoa, Chordata, Aves, Passeriformes, Muscicapidae. The record is from RefSeq and is a predicted model, not a curated record. Gene Ontology annotation, cellular component: plasma membrane. The transcript has 13 exons. Gene Ontology annotation, biological process: positive regulation of GTPase activity; Ras protein signal transduction. Gene Ontology annotation, molecular function: guanyl-nucleotide exchange factor activity.
GCCGAGCUGUGCUGUCCUGUGCUGUGUCCUGGGUGAUGAGGGUGUGAGAGCCAUAAAGCAGCGUCUGGGGCCCGGAGCGCCUGCGGCCACUUCCAGGGAAAGAUGCCACAGACACCUCCCUUUGCAGCAAUGUUUGACAGCAGCAGCUACAACAGGAACCUGUAUCAGACCAAAGAGGACAACUGUGGAGGGCUCUAUUACCAGGACAACAAUCUCCUGUCAGGGUCUCUGGAAGCUCUGAUCCAGCACUUGGUACCCAAUGUGGAUUACUACCCCGAUAGGACAUACAUCUUCACCUUCCUUCUCAGCUCCCGCCUCUUCAUGCACCCAUACGAGCUCAUGGCCAAAGUCUGCCACCUAUGCACUGAGCAGCAGAGGCUCAGUGAGCCUGCCCUGGACAAGAACUGGACCCAGAAAAUUGCACCAAAAAUCCUACAGUUGUUGACUGAGUGGACAGAGACUUUUCCUUAUGAUUUCCGAGAUGAAAGAAUGAUGAGGAACUUAAAGGAGUUGGCUCAACGAAUAACCAGUGGGGAUGAGGUGUACAGGAAGAACGUGCAGCAGCUCCUCCAGAACCUGAUUCGGAAGCUGGCCGCAGUUACCCAGUAUGAGGAAGUGCUUGCAAAAAUCGAUGCCACCACAUCCACAGAUCGCCUCACACUGCUAAAGACCAAGCCCCAGUCCAUGCAGAGGGACAUCAUCACAGUCUGCAAUGAUCCCUAUGUGUUAGCUCAGCAGCUGACACACAUCGAGCUUGAAAGACUCAAUUAUAUUGGACCAGAAGAAUUUAUCCAGGCGUUUGUGCAAAAGGAUCCUUUGAAUAAUGACAAGAGCUGCUAUGGAGAUCGAAAGAAGACUCGGAAUCUGGAAGCCUAUGUGGAGUGGUUUAACAGGCUCAGUUACUUGGUUGCAACAGAAAUCUGUAUGCCUGUGAAGAAGAAGCACAGAGCAAGAGUGAUAGAAUAUUUCAUCGAUGUGGCACGGGAAUGUUUUAACAUUGGCAACUUCAAUUCCUUAAUGGCUAUUAUUUCUGGCAUGAACAUGAGUCCUGUGUCUCGAUUAAAGAAAACCUGGGCAAAAGUGAAGACAGCCAAGUUUGAUAUUCUUGAGCAUCAGAUGGACCCUUCCAGCAAUUUUUAUAAUUACCGAACUGCCCUGCGUGGAGCCACCCAGAGGUCCCUGACAGCUCACAGCAACAGAGAGAAGAUUGUGAUACCUUUCUUCAGCCUCUUGAUCAAAGAUAUUUAUUUCCUCAAUGAGGGUUGUGCUAAUCGCCUUCCAAAUGGUCACGUCAAUUUUGAGAAAUUUUGGGAGCUGGCAAAACAAGUCAGUGAAUUUAUGACAUGGAAGCAAGUGGAGUGUCCUUUUGAAAGGGAUUGGAAGAUUCUGCAGUACUUGCUCUCUGUCCCAGUCUUCAGUGAUGAUGCACUUUACUUGGCUUCCUAUGAAAGUGAGGGUCCUGAGAACCACAUUGAAAAGGACAGAUGGAAGACACUAAGGUUUGUGUCAGAGGUUACCCAGAUCAAUAAAUAA